GUUAAAACAACUGAAAGGUCUAAGUUCGGGAAUAUCCUCCACCUUGAUGAAAACGACACUUAUAGUGAAAGUAGUAGUGGAGAUAUGAAUUUGAAGAAAAUUACACAAGCUUUCGUGGAUGUGCGAAAUCAGCAACUUGAAAGCAAAGGGUCAAAAUUUUCAGAAGAUAUCAUAUCUUAUCUGCCCAGAGAGCAGCAAAUUGUUAGAAGAUAUGAAAGGAAUUCGACAUAGAGAAUUGAAGAGAUGGAAGGGAAGAGUUCUAUUCGUCAUAGAACCUCUGGCUAUAUAGGAAUGCCCACACUUCAUUCUUCUAGGCCAAAAUAAGUCUUUUACUUCUGCCUUAAAGGACGAUGACUUUUCUCCACUGAAUAAAAGGAUUAUGAAUAUUUCAAACAAAGGAUACACCAAGUUUUCAGGGUUUAACCCCUCAACAAAGCAUUUAAAGAGAUUAAAUGAGCAGACAACUGAAGAUGACGGAGAGCUAGACAAGACCAAGCAGAACAAUCAAAGAGAAUACAUCCAGAAAAUCACUGCUACAAAAUAAUCAGCAAAUCAAGAAAAAUGAGAACAAAGAAAAGCUGUGGAUUGGUAUCCUAAUGGCCUUGAACAUUCUCCAAUGCUGAAUGAACGUUUCAGCUUGUUUGCUCUAUAUUAUCAAUGAUUACGUCAACGAAGAUUACAUUAACCAGUUGGAACUUGCAAUAGCAUGAUUCUUUGCAAUAGAAAUGUGUAUAAACUUUUAUUACUAUCCACAUCCUAAAAUUAGGUUCUUUAUCUCUAUAGACACUUGGAUAGACUUCUGGACAAUUAUGCCAGAAUUCAUUUCCUUAUUCCUGGCUUCCAGUCGUAGUAAUAGUGUCUCUUUCUUAAGAAUCUUAAGAGUUUUUAAGAUUAUCAGAAUUGUUAAAUUCAGGAAAACCUUAAAGAAACUUCAACUUAAAAAGAAACAAGAUUAUAUGGAACUUGAUACCCAAGUGGAGGCAUUCUCUAGGCUCAAGAAGCAGAUGAUCAUGCUCAUAAUAUCCUUAUUCGCUACUUUGUUUGUCUCAUCUGGGAUAAUCACAUUUGUUGGAGAAUCGAUAGAUAAUUCCAUGUCUGAGAGCCUCAAAUUCAUAGAUUCUUUCUACUAUAUAGUUAUCACUGCUACGACGAUUGGGUACGGAGAUAUCUACCCAACAAGGUCUCAAUCUCGGGUCAUCAUCUCAAUUAUGUUGAUAAUAAUUUUCCUCAUAUUCGGUGACCAAAUAUCCAAAAUUAUCGCUAUUAUCAAGGAAUCUGAUAAGUAUGACAUAAAAUAUAAUCUAAAAUCCCACAUAAUUCUUUUUGGUAAUAAGUCAUUUUCAGUGAUACCUCCUUUCUUACUGGACUGCCUUGGCAGCACCAAGAGUGAAAGAACAAAGAUCCUUAUUAUUGAUGAUGUUUCGGUGACCUCAAAAAUGGACCAACUUCUUGACUUUGAGCACUUUCAAGGCAGAGUCUACUUCUUAUCUGUCAGGAAUGGAAUAACAUGUAAAACGUUUAUUAAAUCAUGAGCCAAGAGUGCAGCCAGUGUUUUUAUUAUCAGCGACCCAUACUCGAUUAAUGGUGAAGAUCAGGAUAAAUAAAGGGCUGUUUUUAAAAACUUAUUUAAGAAAUAACGGAGUCAAUUGCCCAAUAUAUAUCCAGCUUUCACUGUAUGAUGAUAAGUAUAUUGAAAAUUUCAUUGAUAAGAACGAGACUGAAGCAAGCGAAUCUAUCAUCAACUAUCAAGGCGAAAUUGAAGGUGAAGAAGAGGAUGGAAACCUUCCCUCCGCUCGUAGCGAGACAGUCCAAAAAUUAAUCCCCUCGAUUCCUAAACGAAUCAUGGAGGCUGAAUUCAUCAGUGCAAUAUGUUAUAGAAAGUUCAAAUUCAACCUUCUUGCACAAUGCAUGUUCUCCCCUGGCCUGCUUCCCUUUGUCACCUGUUUCCUUACAAAUUCUCCAAUUCACAUUUCUGAAAUUCUUGAAAAUGAUAAACUGCUCUCUUCAGCAGAGCCUGAACUGAAAAUCCCAAACAGGUUAUGCAAGUUAUACAACAGAUCACUUGAGUAUAAUUUGUAUAUUCUCGAACUCCCUUUUAUGUGUGAGGGUUUAACGUUCGAGGCUGCAGUAAAGAAGAUCAAUGUUUUCGAGAAACACCCCAUGUUUGUACAGACAGGGACAAAGCUGAGACUUAUUGGCCUUAUCGAGUAUGAUGUUGAUGAAAAUAACCAAACGAUCGACAACGACGAUCCAAAGAAUCUAUACGCUCCAUUCGGUGCAGAAAUAUUGCACUCUCACAAAGGAAUUUACAUUUGCAAUAACAUAAAGAUUUCUUCAUGGAUUGAAAAGAAAAAUGAUGCUGAAAGAUUACUCAGAGAAGUCCUUAAGAACGGACAAGACGGGAAGAAGAAUAAGAUCCAUAACAUGGAUAGCAAGGUUUUUGAAAAUGAAGAGUCUGUCGCAUUCUCAAGAAUCCAAGCCCAGACUCGAAAUACUCACAGAAGGAGAAAGGAUCUUCCAAGGACUAAGACAACUGCUUCGAAGCGUACCGCUAAUAUUUUUGUCGAAGAUUCAGUGAGUAAUAGAAGAGAGGAGCAUUUAUUUGAUGAAAAUGAGCCAAGUGAGACUUCCUCUGAGAAUACCAAGAAUAAUAUCCUUGACCUUAUUAAGGACUAUAUUGUUGAUAAACAUAACUAUAUAAAUGGAAUUAAAGAUACUAUUCUGUGGCCAGGCCAAGAUCUUGGACAGAAAAUUAGCAAGCAUAUCAUUAUUCUUGGAUAUGUUGAAGGACUUGGCUAUUUCGUUGAUUCUGUAAGAAGAGAAUCUGACAUACCAAUUAUAAUCUGUGAUACAAAGAGUAGCAUUGAGCCAAUCAAAACCAUCAUCAACAAGUUUGAUUAUGUUUAUCAAUACGUUGACGAUCCAAGAAACACGAAUUGAUUAAAAUAAGAUGAAUAUUUCUGCUGCUCACCAUGUCCUCAUAGUAUCAAAAAUUAAAAGAGAAAAUGAAGGACUUGAUGUAGAUGCCAUUCUCCUUGCAAGCUACAUCCAAGAAUGGUACCCAUAUGUCAAGACAACAGUUGAAUUUCAGAAUCAAAACAGCAUUAAAAUGAUAGAGACUCCUAUCUUCUCAAACUACUACAUUGACAUGACCAAGCUUUACACUAUAAGUUUUAUGUCAGGAAGGGUUUUUAAUUCCUCGCUAUUCCUUGACCUCGGAAGUAAGCUCCGAAGCAACCCUUUCCAGCUCAAAUUCCUGAACGAUCUUCUCUACAACGUUCAUGAUGAAUCAAACAUCUUAGCACUAAAAAUUAAUGAAAAGCUUGAUGGUAGAAAGUACCAGUCUGUUUACGAGGAAUUUCUGGACAACAAAUCGACUCCAUUGCUUUGCAUCGGAGUGUUCAAUUCCCAAUCGACUAAGCCCAUUCAGGACUUUUUGGACAACAUUUUAGAAGUCAGCAAAGGCUAUAAGGAAUAUAAACAAAAAUAAGAGAAACAACAGUGUACUUGCCCCGAAUAGUCGCGAAGAUAGUAAAGAAAUAUUUGACCAAGAAGAUGAGGAAGAUUAUAAUUUCCUUAUUAACAACCUCUCAGUCCUGAUCCUUGACCCAUCUGAUAACUAUAUUCUCAAGCAAGGAGACAUUCUGUACUGCUUGGGGAAUAUAAAUAGCCCAGAGAUUGAAUCUAGGAUUCAAAGUAUCAUCAUAGAGACUCUCCGAGCUAACUCUAAUCCUGAUAAUAUGGUAUCACCUCUUGUUAAAAAGCGGACCAUUAUCCUCAACAACGAGAAAGAAAUCAGAAAAAUAAAUAUUAACAAAGUAAUGGAUGAGCUGGAGGAAAGACUUGUUGAAGAUAUUGAUCUCUCCAUUUAAUAAAAUAAACUCAAUUUGUU
Messenger RNA from Moneuplotes crassus, 3892 nucleotides. NCBI's taxonomy places the organism in Eukaryota, Ciliophora, Spirotrichea, Euplotida, Euplotidae. The record is from the annotation of a GenBank genome assembly.